CAAGCCGCGCUCUUUUGCCUCCCGCCGCGACCCGUAGUUUUUGCAACUGGCUUCCCAGGUUGGAGCGUUUGCUGAGUUUUUUUCCGCUGGGAAAAUGUCUUUGCAGGAGCCGCCGGUGACGGUCAGCGACGUGCAGGAGCUGCUGAAAAAGAAGGACGAAAUUGAGGCCCAGAUCAAGGCCUAUUAUGAAGUCCUGCAGGAUCAAAAAGGAGUUGGGAUGAACGAACCGCUUGUGGACGCCGACGGCUACCCUCGGGCAGACGUGGACAUCUACCAAGUCCGGACUGCGAGGCACAACAUCAUCUGUCUGCAGAACGAUCACAAAGCCCUGAUGCAACAGGUGGAACAGGGUCUGCAUCAGCUGCACGCCCGGGAGAAGGAGAAGCGUGACCGGGACGAAGCUGAGGCUCGUGCCGAAGCUCAAAGCCAGGCCUUGCCUGAGCCCUUCGCCCGAGUGAACGCCGUCAGCCCCGGAUCCCCAGCUAGCUUCUCGGGUCUGCAAGAGGGCGACGAGAUCGCCGAGUUUGGCUCGGUGAACAGCCAAAAUUUCCAUUCGUUGCAGAACAUCGCCACUGUGGUCCAGCACAGCGAGGAUAAACCCUUACGUGUGACUGUGAUCCGAAGAGGGGAAAAGAUCAAUCUGGGGCUCACCCCAAAGCGCUGGAGUGGGAAAGGACUUUUGGGUUGCAAUAUUGUCCCUUUGCAGAGAUGACUUCUGGUGCUGAAUCGUUUGGUGACGUGUCAUUUUGAUGUUAAGCAUCUUCCUGAACAAGCUGACGUGGCGAAAAUGAAUUUGGAAUUUGGGGUUUUUCCUGAAGAUGCCAUUUGACUUUUGGGUCUCUUCCCCCCCCUCCCCCCCCGAUUCCCAAAGGGUAUUCAGUAUGUUUUAACUUGGGCGUAAGGACAAAAGAGAUAUUCAAUAAAUAAUAUGUGUGGCUGCAUGGCGGGAUUGAGCAAUUUACGGUAGUUUUGUGGCCUUCCCUGUUUGGUUGGAGAACUCGACAAUAAAAGAUUUGUGCAAUU
Ahaetulla prasina is the source of this 1023-nucleotide messenger RNA. RefSeq names its product proteasome 26S subunit, non-ATPase 9 (gene PSMD9). The transcript is spliced from 6 exons. Gene Ontology annotation, biological process: proteasome regulatory particle assembly. Gene Ontology annotation, cellular component: nucleus; cytoplasm. NCBI's taxonomy places the organism in Eukaryota, Metazoa, Chordata, Lepidosauria, Squamata, Colubridae. The coding region runs from base 95 to 712 and encodes 205 amino acids. Gene Ontology annotation, molecular function: protein binding. The record is from RefSeq and is a predicted model, not a curated record.